AUGUUUGAUCUACAAUCUUCAACUAUUUUGAUAGCUAUAUUUUUGGUUCUUGUAACCAAGCAUAUUGUGAACUUGAUUGGUAAGUCAAACAUCCAGAACCAGGCAUGGAACGUCUACACUCAAGUGGCUUCUAAAGCAGGUCACCCCAAGUUUGCUGAAUUGUCAGCGAAGAGAAAGCAAUUGCUUGAAAUCAACAAGGAGAGAAAAUCCAUAAGUGCACAGGAUCAGUAUGCUAAGUGGACCAAGUUAAAUCGUCAGUUUGAUACUGUUUCGGCUGAAGUCAAAGCCUUGGGUGACCAAAUGUCGGUGGAGAAGGCUUUAUUCUCUAAAUACGUUGGUUAUGCGAUUACUGCCGUCACAACGGCUCCUAUCUGGUUUUCACGUUAUAAGUACCGCAAAAAUGUGUUAUUCUAUUUCCCACCAGGUGUGCUUCCUUCUAAAGUUGAGUGGUUUUUAGCCCUUCCAUUCAUGAAAAGUGGAGCUGUGGGUUUAACCAUUUGGAUGUUCGCUGUGAAUUCGGUAUUGUCUUCGGUGGAGUCACUCGUUAGAUUCAUUUUAAUGCCUCGGGUAGAGAAGCCCGUCAGACCUCCUCCAAAGGUCUCCGAAGUUGAAGAGGUGAACCAAACGUUCCAAGUGCCUGUGGAUUUGGACUAA
Messenger RNA from Sungouiella intermedia, 654 nucleotides. The record is from the annotation of a GenBank genome assembly. NCBI's taxonomy places the organism in Eukaryota, Fungi, Ascomycota, Pichiomycetes, Serinales, Metschnikowiaceae.